AUGACCGGAUCCAGGAAACCGAACAAGCAUCGAGGUCCGAGAAGGACGGACAGAGCCCAAGCCAAGAAGUACUACAAUGCUCGAGAUCAAGCGACGAAAGCUCAACGCAUCAAUCUAGCGACAGCCCGCGACGAAAUCCACAGACUUGCAGCCGAGCUUACCACCCAGCAGCAGAAUCUUGUUGAGCGGGCCCGAGCAAUGGCGAGGGAGACUCCACUAGUGUGUCGAACAUGCACCCAGCGUCAAUACCCUUCCUGUCGAUGUAUGGUUGAACAGUUCAUGCACGCGGAUGCUACGUCUGUUGAGGACAGUGAUGAGUCGACCGGCUAUCUGGGAGGAGAAGAUUUCACAAUCGUCGAUCCAGGAAUGGCAGAAGAUGGGCAUGAACAAGGAGGGCCAGUCAUGAGCAGUCGAGCGGCCGACACUGCAAUUGCUGGUAUCACGCCGCAGUCGGCCCCUGGUGAAGAAGUACAGACAAACGAAGCAGCAGUAGCGCUCACUGACACUCCCGCUGAGACCGCCGCAAGCACUUCUCAGGCAGAGAAGCGUAGUCGUAGAUGGUUGCCCACCCUGUUCUAA
This is a messenger RNA of Fulvia fulva, 579 nucleotides long. RefSeq lists its product as uncharacterized. The transcript has a single exon. Bases 1 to 579 code for a protein of 192 amino acids. The record is from RefSeq and is a predicted model, not a curated record. NCBI's taxonomy places the organism in Eukaryota, Fungi, Ascomycota, Dothideomycetes, Mycosphaerellales, Mycosphaerellaceae.